AUCCCAUCACAAACGCAUACAUACACACACAAAGAUGGCAGCAGCAGCAGGUGCCUCAAGAUGGCAAUCGUUUAUGAACCAUCCAGCUGGACCCAAGACAGUCUUCUUCUGGGCUCCGAUCAUGAAAUGGUGUUUGGUUGCAGCAGGUUUGAAAGAUCUAAGUAGACCAGCCGAUAAACUAUCCGUCAGUCAGAAUGUCGCAUUAGCCACAACAGGAAUGAUUUGGGUACGAUAUUCGCUCGUAAUUACACCGGUAAACUACAGUCUAGCAGCAGUGAACUUCUUUGUCGGAACAACUGGUAUCAUGCAACUAUACAGAAUUUGG
This is a messenger RNA of Meira miltonrushii, 325 nucleotides long. RefSeq names its product UPF0041-domain-containing protein. Lineage: Eukaryota; Fungi; Basidiomycota; Exobasidiomycetes; Exobasidiales; Brachybasidiaceae. The annotation marks the transcript as partial. Gene Ontology annotation, cellular component: mitochondrial inner membrane. The record is from RefSeq and is a predicted model, not a curated record. Gene Ontology annotation, molecular function: pyruvate transmembrane transporter activity. Gene Ontology annotation, biological process: pyruvate import into mitochondria. The transcript is spliced from 2 exons.